This is a messenger RNA of Cervus elaphus (red deer), 3629 nucleotides long. RefSeq names its product zinc finger protein 250 (gene ZNF250). NCBI's taxonomy places the organism in Eukaryota, Metazoa, Chordata, Mammalia, Artiodactyla, Cervidae. The record is from RefSeq and is a predicted model, not a curated record. Bases 1095 to 2804 code for a protein of 569 amino acids. The transcript is spliced from 6 exons. Gene Ontology annotation, molecular function: DNA-binding transcription factor activity; RNA polymerase II cis-regulatory region sequence-specific DNA binding. Gene Ontology annotation, biological process: regulation of transcription by RNA polymerase II.
GCACCUAAAUACGCCAGGUGACUUUCUCACCUGAGAGAGAGCUAGCAGAUACUCCGCUUCCCCACUGCUGCUGGAGUAGGUGCUUCUCCGGCACUUGUUGCUGUUCUGAAGGGUGGAGUGUGGCGUCAUUUCUCCUGUAACUUCAUACACUUGUUCAGCCAUCCUUGAGCCACUGGCUGUUCCGCUGGGACUGGCAGGGGGUGUGAGAACGAUGAGGCAGAGGCCCCCAAGGUGGGUCGGGACCGGUCUCAGUGAGAGGGUGACGGCUGAGCGCCAGCUGAGGGGCAGGAGGCACCCGGCUGCGGGGAGGGGCGCUCAGAGCAGGGCUCUCAGCAGCCUCAGGAGCGGAGGUGGGGCUUGGAGCUGAGGAGGGGCUCUGCGUCCCGUGGGGGCGGGGCAGGACUGUGCUGCUACUGGAGGGCGGGUCCAGUGGGCGUGAGAGGGUGAGCAGGAGGGCGACUUCCGGAUCUGGAUCAGUGCAGGUGCCAGACCAGGGGCAGACCAGGCCUGGGUAGGGGGUGGGUGUUGGGGCUGGAUGUUAAGUAUCUGAGGUGCUCUAGGACACCCAUGAGGAGAUGGCCAGCUGGAGGGGAUGGGGGUUGCCAGCUUAGCGCACCAACAGGAGCUCUGCACUCCACUGGACGUUCAGGCCUGUGGGGCCGAAGCAGCUCAGGUCACAGACAUGGGCUCAGGCAGGAGCCUGCCUGGCUGGAGGUCUCAGGCUGAAUGAUCCAGCAGCUCCUAGAUUAGCUGUGCUGGCUGCCAGCACCCACGGGGAGCCUGCAAACGGGUGCUUAUUAUAUAUUCUGCCCAGGUGUGGUCAGGUCAUCGUGAAAAUGACUGUCUACCUCCUCUGGGUUCCCAGAGGACCAGAGCUGCAUGGUUCAGGGAGGCAGUAUCUCAUGCUGGUGAGGGUGGACAGGGGCCCCGUGGUGACUGACUUGAUGGAGACUGGGGUUACGCAUCGCUGACAGCAGACAAGGAUUUGGUCAUAUGGAGGUCAGAGGAGACCCUGACAGGGGCCACUUGGGGUGGAGGGGACGGAGACCACCUGAGGGAGUGGCCAGAUACGGCCAUAUGGAGGAUGACCGUCCAUGAGAGAUGGUGAUGGGUCUGCUGGGCUUGUAUCCUGCUGUCUGUCAGGCCCCACUCGCUCCUCUGACACCAUCUCCCUCAGACGUUCCAUGGACCAGAUGAUGGCGGCGGCCCGGCUCCUGCCGCCACCAGCGGUGCCUCAGGCCAAGGUGACCUUUGAGGAUGUGGCCGUGUUCCUCUCCCAGGACGAGUGGGACCGCCUGGGCCCCGCCCAGCGUGGCCUCUACCGACACGUGAUGAUGGAGACCUAUGGGAAUGUGGUCUCCGUGGGAAUUCCAGGAUCCAAGCCCGAGGUGAUCUCCCAGCUGGAGCGAGGAGAGGAGCCGUGGGUCCUGGACAAGCAGGGCAAUGAGCAGCUCAGGGGCUGGGGCAUCAGCCGCUCAGGAUGUGAGCACAAGGAUCAGGACCAGAACACAGAUUCCAGCCUGAGGCCGCUCACUUCAGAGGAGAUAUCAAUGAUUCUGAGGAAAACGCCUGCCGAGUGGAGUGAUCCAGGAAGUUACGAACCUGAGCAGAGUUUCUGUCUGAGUCCCAGCCCUGCCCGCCCCCCUGAAGGCCAGGCCGUGAGUCCCAGCGUGCCGGUCACCCAGCGCCCGGCUGUUCCUGGCGGGGAGAGGCCCUACCGGUGCGUGGAGUGUGGGAAGUGCUUUGGGCGGAGCUCCCACCUGCUGCAGCACCAGAGGACGCACACUGGGGAGAGGCCCUAUGUGUGCGGUGUGUGUGGCAAGGCCUUCAGCCAGAGCUCAGUGCUCAGCAAGCACAAGAGGAUCCACACGGGCGAGAAGCCCUACGCGUGCCAUGAAUGUGGAAAGGCCUUUCGAGUGAGUUCGGAUCUUGCUCAGCAUCACAAGAUACACACAGGGGAGAAACCUCACGAGUGUCUCGAGUGCCGCAAGGCCUUCACGCAGCUCUCACACCUCCUGCAGCACCAGCGCAUCCACACUGGCGAGCGGCCCUACGUGUGCGGUGUGUGUGGCAAGGCCUUCAACCACAGCACCGUGCUGCGCAGCCACCGGCGGGUGCACACGGGCGAGAAGCCACAUGAGUGUGCAGAGUGUGGCCGCGCCUUCAGCGUGAAGAGGACCCUGCUCCAGCACCAGCGGGUGCACACCGGGGAGAAGCCCUACGCUUGCGGCGAGUGUGGCCGCGCCUUCAGCGACCGCUCCGUCCUCAUCCAGCACCACAGCGUGCACACUGGCGAGAAGCCGUACGAGUGUGCUGAGUGCGGCAAAGCCUUCCGGCACCGCUCCACCCUCCUGAACCACGAGCGCAUCCACACGGAGGAGAAGCCCUACGGCUGCUACGCCUGCGGCAAGGCCUUCGUGCAGCACUCCCACCUGACCCAGCACCAGCGGGUCCACACCGGGGAGAAGCCCUACGUGUGCAGCGAGUGCGGCCACGCCUUCAGUGCCCGCAGGUCCCUGGUCCAGCACCAGCGGGUCCACACCGGCGAGCGGCCCUUCCGCUGCGCACAGUGUGGCAAGGCCUUCAGCUUGAAGGCCACGCUGAUUGUGCACCUGAGGACCCACACGGGCGAGAGGCCUUACGAGUGCAGCCGUUGCGGCAAGGCCUUCAGCCAGUACUCGGUGCUUGUACAGCACCAGCGCAUCCACACAGGCGAGAGGCCUUACGAGUGUGGGGAGUGCGGCCGCGCCUUCAACCAGCACGGCCACCUCAUCCAGCACCAGAAGGUGCACAGGAAGCUGUGACCUUGCCUGCACCUGAAGCCACACUUGGGAACUCGGGCUGCCAGCCCUGGGAAGCCUCCAGUCCGGGCGAAGCCCCUGCCAGUGACACCCAGUGUCACCCAGGAACUCACGGGCAGCACUGAAGCGUCUCUGGAAGAACUUCAGAGGACGCCUCCUUUGCUUCUCUCACCGUCUUGAAGUUACGUCGCAGAGUAGUCUCACAAUGGUAGUGAGUUUUGGUAAAGACAGCUACGAUUCAUUAAUGUUAGUUUGUUAGAAAUGAGAAACUAAAGGAAGUUUCAGCAUAAGGACCACUGUCCCAGCAAAACUUCCUCACACUCCAAAUAAAGGUUUUUUUUCUUAGAAUAUUAUAUGCCUUUCCUGGAGAAGGAAAUGGCAACCCACUCCAGUACUCUUGACUAGAAAAUUCCAUGGAUGGAGGAGCCUGGUGGGCUAUAGUCCCUGGGGUUGCAAAGAGUCAGACAGGACUGAGUGACUUUUCACUUUCACUCUCACUUCCUAAAUACAAUGGUGGUUCUGAUUAUUGCACUUAAAACUGGGAUAUUGGACUAUAUAUUCAGUAUUCUGUUAAAGUACUGUGUAGAUAAAAUGAUAUUAAAAAAUAUUGUUACCAAGUGUCAUCAUAUAAUAUUGGCUGAAAAUCCUAACUGUGGAACUACUUCUUUUCUAUGAAAAUGGUCUAAAGCUUAAUUAGUGAGAAAUGAUAUAAAUUUAGAAAACCCUUCAUCUGGUCCUUUAAUUUUAUUUAAGAUCAGAAGGGAUGUCCUAACUUAUUAGUGAAAAUUCAACUCAAAAAUGGAUCUUUUCCCCAAAACCUUUGCAGAU